Molecule: messenger RNA, 575 nt
Organism: Propithecus coquereli (Coquerel's sifaka)
Lineage: Eukaryota; Metazoa; Chordata; Mammalia; Primates; Indriidae
Product: endoplasmic reticulum aminopeptidase 2-like
Exons: 1
Coding region: 25-567 (180 amino acids)
Biological process (GO): proteolysis; peptide catabolic process
Cellular component (GO): cytoplasm
Molecular function (GO): zinc ion binding; metalloaminopeptidase activity; peptide binding
Source: RefSeq, a predicted model, not a curated record
GCAGCUGAACUCUUCUCUCAGUGGAUGGAAUCCAAUGGAAAAUUAAAUAUUCCGACAGAUGUUUUACAGAUUGUGUUUUCUGUGCGUGCUCGGACAACAGAAGGAUGGAAUUACCUUUUGGAGCAAUAUGAAUUGUCAAUGUCAGGUGCUGAAAAAAACAAAAUUCUGUAUGCAUUGUCAACAAGCAAGCAUCAAGAAAAGUCAAUUGAACUAGGAAUGGAAGGAAAGGUUAUCAAGACACAGGACUUGGCAGUUCUCCUUCAAGCAAUUGCCAGAAAUCCAAAGGGGCAGCAAUUAGCCUGGAGUUUUGUAAGAGAAAAUUGGACCCAUUUCCUUCAGAAAUUCGACUUGAGCUCAUUUGCCAUGAGAAUAAUCAUCUCUGGUACCACAUCCCACUUUUCUUCCAAGGAUGAAUUGGAAGAGGUGAAACUAUUUUUUGAAUCUCUUAAGGCUCAAGGAUCACAUCUGGAUAUUUUUCAAAUUGUUCUGGAAACCAUAACGAAAAAUAUUAAAUGGCUGGAGAAGAAUCUUCCCACUCUGAGGACUUGGCUGCUGGUUAACAUUUAAAUGGUCAA